This is a messenger RNA of Hevea brasiliensis (rubber tree), 1288 nucleotides long. RefSeq lists its product as uncharacterized. The record is from RefSeq and is a predicted model, not a curated record. The transcript has a single exon. Bases 181 to 723 code for a protein of 180 amino acids. Lineage: Eukaryota; Viridiplantae; Streptophyta; Magnoliopsida; Malpighiales; Euphorbiaceae.
UUCUUAAAGUGACUAAUUCCCACUCUCUCAUUGCGAAAGAUACCCAAAACCCAAAAAGAAAAAGACGGGAGAAAAAAGAAGUCUUCUCACUUUCUCUCUCCAUAUAUUUCUUUCCUUUCUACAACCCUCCCCUUCUCAUUCCUCUCUCUAUGAAGAACUCAUAGAGAGAGAGAAGUAGCCAUGAAGAACACCAUUAGAUGCUGUAUCUCUUGCAUUCUACCAUGUGGAGCUCUAGACGUGAUUAGAAUAGUACACUCUAAUGGCCGAGUAGAAGAGAUCAGUGGCACAAUCCGAGCAAGCGAGAUCAUGAAAGCACACCCAAAACACGUCUUGAAAAAGCCCUCUUCUCCCUGCGAUGAUGGGGUGGUUCCAAAGAUCGUUGUAGUCCCACCUGAUGCUGAGCUUCAGCGUGGAAAGAUCUAUUUUCUCAUUCCACUCCCAUCAACCCCAGAGAAUAAGAAGCCUCCUCGAUCAAGAAAUUCCAGCACCAACAGAAGGAAAAGAAGAGAGAAUAAUAGCAACAACAAUAGUGAAAGCAACAAUUUGAGCAAUAACGUCGUCAGCAACUCCAUUUCAAUGUCCACAAACCUUCUCAUUUCUGAUCGGUACCUGAGUGAGAUACUUUCAGAGAAGCUAUCAACUCAGAGAGAUCGAAGGAGAGGUCGUGUUGGGGUGUGGAGACCACACUUAGAGAGCAUAUCUGAGACCCCAAAUGAUGCUUAAAGGAGGUUCUUGAUGAGUUUGUAAUGAGCCAUAUAUGAUUUUUCUUUUUCUUUGCGAUUCAUUCCUGCGGUUCUUAUCCAUUAGGGUUCAAGAACUCCAUCCCUAUUAUUCAUUUUCCUUUUCUUUUCCCUACCCUUCUCUUCUUUCUUUCAUUUUUUUUUUUUGAAUUUCCCCCUUUUCGUGUAUAUAGAGGCAUAGAGAAAAAUGGCAAAUAAUGCAGAAGAUGAGUCAAGGUUUGGAAAUUGAUGUUGGUGAUGAUGAUGAUAUUAAACAGUUGUGGCAGGAUCUUGCUACUCCAUGUAUCAUCAAGCCAUAAGUAAUUGCUUUGAGAGCUUCUUUAAUAUUCAAGUGUGGCUUUUAAUUAGUACAGAAAUUCAUGAAGAGAAAGCAAUAUAAUUUUUGUAAUCUUUUUGAGAGAGAAACACAUGUGCAAAAUUUUUUUUUCUUAAUCUGUUUGUAAGAAAUAAGGAAUAGAUAUUGUUACUGAGAAUGGUCACAUUUCUACUGUGUGAAGUACCAAAAAUUGUUUCAAUAAGAAUUGAAAAAUGAUUGUGCAAUGAUGAUU